AAGAAUCUACAUGUGAAAAUCGAUGCAGUGGAAUCGAUUCUCACGUGAUUGCAUAUUGCUGUGUGAGCGCGCGGCAAGUCGAUUGCUUCCCUAUCUUUGAUCACAAUUAUUUAUCCGCAACAACAGUCGCGAUUUACUAUACACUCGGCUCGUUAAGACGAUGGAGUCUGUCUUGGAGAAGCACUUGGACGACACGAUGAAGAGUCCCGGUGUGAUGGGUGUGCUGUGUACAGACAGCCAUGGCCUAAAUCUAGGAAGUCGAGGCACCCUCACAGAGAAGCACGCUGGCGUGGUGUCUGUGUUGGCGGCUCAGGCCACUCAGCUGUCACCCGACCCCAUGGAUGUACCCGUGGUUUGUCUGGAGUCGGACAAUGGGAACAUCUUGAUCAUGAAGCACAGUGACAUUACAGUGGCGAUGCACAAAGUGUCCUCGUAAGAAGCCAAAAGUGACCUUUGUUUCGGAGAGCAGAACGUGGCAACGUAAAUGAAUUACUCGCUUCAGUUUCUUCUCAUGAAUUUCAAUAUACGAUUAUCGCAUGACAUGCUGUUGGAAGAUUAUAAUGCGCGGUGUGCGAUGCUCGUAGCAAGCAUUUAUAAAAUUAAAAGAGUGGCAAUAGUCUCGUGUACAUAAGGAACCAAGGUUGUGCUUUUCUUUGUAAAAAUUUUUUGUCAAUUUGUUGCAAUGCGCUGGUGUUAUAUACAAUUUUCACAUGGCUGGCUGUAAAGUAUUAAAAGAUAGGUGUCAUACUAUAUUAGAAAGUUUGCUGGCUGGAUUCGUGUCUGGAUUCCUCGCUGCGUGAUAACGUUGCCUGCAUCCCACAGCGUUAAACCGGAUUCGUCCGUGCUCAUCGAGCUCCACCAUUUGUGCUAAAUAUGCUACGGUCGUACUAUAGUAGAAAAAAAGUUUUGCUGGCUGGCUGUAGGGAUAAGCAGGUCCAAAGAAUAUGCUGGGCCGCUAGUGUAUAGUAAAACACAACGGUGAGCGUUUGUUGAUGAUUUAAUUACACUUGGAGUUUAGUGCACGCGUUUCCCAUUACUCUUCAGUUUGUAAGGCAUAGUGAACACAUUGUAUUCAAAGGGGUUUCCUGCAGCUUGUAGGUAUUUUAACGAUGCCUGUCCAUUUAAUUAAAUUACAUCUUCACCAA
Petromyzon marinus (sea lamprey) is the source of this 1145-nucleotide messenger RNA. It is a transcript of the gene LAMTOR5, whose product is annotated as late endosomal/lysosomal adaptor, MAPK and MTOR activator 5. Gene Ontology annotation, biological process: cellular response to amino acid stimulus; negative regulation of apoptotic process; carbohydrate metabolic process. Gene Ontology annotation, cellular component: Ragulator complex; cytoplasm; lysosome. NCBI's taxonomy places the organism in Eukaryota, Metazoa, Chordata, Hyperoartia, Petromyzontiformes, Petromyzontidae. The record is from RefSeq and is a predicted model, not a curated record. Gene Ontology annotation, molecular function: guanyl-nucleotide exchange factor activity; polygalacturonase activity.